GUCGGUAUAAAUCAAAAUUUUUGACAUAUUCUUAUGGCAAAAAACUUCUUAGAGAGGCUAUAGCCAAUGAUACACAAUUCUUGUGCGAGGCAAAUAUUAUGGAUUAUUCAUUACUCCUUGGAAUUGAUGAUAAAAAGAAGGAAAUGAUUGCAGGAAUUGUCGAUUUUAUUGGAGAAUAUACUUUGUAUAAAAAGAUUGAAUCUCGUGGAAAAACGCUUGGUCGUAACGCAAAAGAAGUUACGGUAAUACCGCCAGAUCAAUAUAAAGAUAGAUUCCGAGAUUCAAUAGAACAAUAUUUUUUGGCGAUACCAGAUAAAUGGACAAGAACAUACGGUGAUAAUCCACAAUCAUCGGUUGCGGAUGAAAUAUCUCCCAUAGGAUGCACACCACCUUCGUCACCAAUUUCACCUGUACAAAGCUCUAUUUCAAUGAAAUUACCAAGU
Racocetra persica is the source of this 443-nucleotide messenger RNA. NCBI's taxonomy places the organism in Eukaryota, Fungi, Glomeromycota, Glomeromycetes, Diversisporales, Gigasporaceae. The record is from the annotation of a GenBank genome assembly.